Messenger RNA from Fomitopsis serialis, 1181 nucleotides. RefSeq lists its product as uncharacterized. The transcript has 4 exons. The record is from RefSeq and is a predicted model, not a curated record. The coding region runs from base 134 to 985 and encodes 283 amino acids. Lineage: Eukaryota; Fungi; Basidiomycota; Agaricomycetes; Polyporales; Fomitopsidaceae.
CUCCUCCUCCUCCUCCUGCUGUCACCAAUGCAAAGUUCUUCUGGCACGACUCUAUAAUCACUGCACUUCGCGACGUUACUUGAGGUGGACAGACUCGCCCAGUUAGAAUUCUCAUACCAUACACAUGGGAGUCAUGACGCGCGCCGAGUUACCCGCAGAACUCAUACUUCUGAUACAUGCGGCGGCAAGCGACAAGAAGGCUGCUGUCGAGCUCUUGUGCAUCAGCAAGGCAGCGCACCUCUGGGUGCUCCCGGUCUUACUCCGCACGGUGGUGCUCACCACACGACGCCAGGUCAAUGCCUUUGCGCGUGCACUCAGGUCGCCUCAGCGGACCGUGGCCGUAGACACGCCUUCCGACCAAAAGCUCGGCUCUUACGUGCAACACCUCUGGAUCGGCCCCAAUGACAGCUCGUCCGCGAAUCCCCUGCAAAGCUCCAUAGUCAGUGUCUGGCCCAUAGACAACAUACGCGCGAUUCUACCGCACUGCACAUCCCUAAAGGCACUCGCGGUCGCCAAUUUUCCUGAGGAGCUAUGGCCCCGCAUGGGCCCGCUCCUCCCCUUCUCACUCGAGUCCAUCCACCUAGGGAGCGUCUGCGCGUACAUGCAUUGGAAUUGGACGGAGAUGCCGUGUUACCCAACUCUACGGAGCAUCACGAGCAUGGAACUGGGCAGCGUCUGGUCGCUGCGCAUGUAUAAGGCUGUCGCGACGCUGCCCAACAUACGCACCCUCCGCCGAUUCUUUCCCCCGAUUCUGCGCAACACGCAUCGAACUGCCCUGCAACGCGCUGCGGCGCUCGAGCCUGCGGCGACUAUGGAGCGCAUGGAAAUCAUUCAGUGUAAAUUUCAUAUGUAUGAGGUGACACCAAUAUGCUUGGACCUUUCGAGCCGUUUUGUGUUUCUGACGGUAGACGACUGGUUGGAUCGUCUUUAUAGAUCCGAAAGGGCGAUGAAUGGUGAGCUUCACGAGUCUGACUGGCAUUGUUGAUCGUCACUCACAUGGGCAACCGUCAGUUGACUGACAGUCCAUCGAAGGGGCUUCGAGAGCGUUGGCGACGUUCACCCAGCGUUAGUAGCAUGGCAGCUCGGAGUGUCGAAACAAUGACUUGUCUUAUGGCGAGCAUAGUUAAUCUGUAUACCACGAUUUAACACCUCUGCGUUGCGUUUGCAAUCGUAAGGCCGAC